Cydia splendana is the source of this 3460-nucleotide messenger RNA. RefSeq names its product putative helicase mov-10-B.1. Gene Ontology annotation, biological process: regulatory ncRNA-mediated post-transcriptional gene silencing. Gene Ontology annotation, molecular function: 5'-3' RNA helicase activity; RNA binding. NCBI's taxonomy places the organism in Eukaryota, Metazoa, Arthropoda, Insecta, Lepidoptera, Tortricidae. Gene Ontology annotation, cellular component: P granule; cytosol. Bases 131 to 3460 code for a protein of 1109 amino acids. The transcript has 26 exons. The record is from RefSeq and is a predicted model, not a curated record.
UGCGAAGUUUCGUCAAGAAAAUAAUUAAAUAAUUUAAAGGUUUUUACUUGUAGAGUUUGUGCAUAUAUCUCAGUUUAUCCGAUUUAUAGAAUCCUUCUUCUUAUGUAAAAACUUCUUAUCGGUGGGGAUCAUGCAGGACUCCCAGUACUGCGACUACUGCGGUGUCGUGGACGAGGUGUACGAGGAACACUCGGAGCUCGACCAUGAGGACACGCCCAAACACAUCUGCAACCGGAUACUGCACCAAUACAAGCACAAGAAGAAGGAGUUCAGCAGGAACAGGGAUGGCGUGAUCAUCCUCGGGGCGGCGAACAGCCUUCCGCUUGCUGGCUCCGACGCCAGGGUCAUCAAGGAACCCCCCACUGAUCACCACAAAGUCCGGAUAUUCGCGAAACCCAACCAAGAGGUGGAGUUCUUCUUCACGAUCACCAACGACAUGAAGAGCGAAGAUCUCCUGGUGGUUGGGAUUCAACUGGCGCACCCACAACCGCAUUUUGUCAUGUGCGACCAUGACUUUAUAUUUGGACAGGAUCCGCAUAUUUUGGAGCCUAAGUCCACAAUCGAUACUAUAUCCAUAACUUUCGUCGGCGCGGACGUGGGGCAGUACGAGAUGCCCAUCAUGUUCACCUUCGUUAGAAAUAGCGAUGGCAAGAGUCUCAUCUUCGUCAGGGAAAUGGUGGUUCUGGUGGCGGCUGAAAGGCCGCAGAAGUUUAACGCCAAGAGUCCCUACUCUAACCUGGACUGGACUCACGCCGAGCGCUUCGUCGUAUCCACAGAUCACGUGCCAUAUAACAACUCGUACAAAAUCCCUAAGCUGCUUAAAAUGUUGCUACCCGCUGGUUUGGACGAAGACGCCCUGGAGAAGAUUGAGGGCCCUCUGGAGUUUAAACUGCAAUUGAGAAACGUGUUGCUGACUACCAGGACCAUUUUUGAUGAAGGAAUAAGCAAAGCUAACUAUAUGCUGUACUUCCACCAUCUGCUUUGGUGGGAGGAGAUCAUUGCUAGGAUCAAUUUAAGGAAAUACAAUAUGACUGCUGUUACUCUAGAGAAGAAGGGUGAACUUUACCUGCUCGAGGUGCCCGGUCUGGCUGAGAACCGCCCUUCCCUAUUACGUGGUGAUAAAGUAUACAUAAAACUAAAUAAUAACAACGAUAUUUUAUUCGAGAGCGUUAUAAAAGAUAUGGAAGAAAGUAUUAUUCACAUCGGGAAUAUUGAUGAAAGCUUCAACGCGUACUACACCCCAGAAACUCUGUUCGACAUCCGUUUCAUGAUGUCUCGAGUUCCGCACGAGCGUGCGCAUGUCGCAGUGGCCAAUGUUUUUGAGAGGAGGCAGGACAGCAGGCUGUUUCCUGAGCCGAGGAAAAAGGAUGUCAAGCUUAAACCGAUCUAUAAAUGGUACAACCCCCUGAUCAAGAACAACGAAGAGCAACGUCUGGCCGUCCAGCACAUACUGUCGGGGACUUCCCGCCGCGCGCCCUACAUGGUGUACGGGCCGCCCGGCACCGGCAAGACCAUGACCAUCGUGGAGGCCAUCAUACAGAUAGUUCUAUACAGCUCGAAGAACCGCGUGAUGGUGUGCACUGAUUCCAACAUGGCGGCCGACCACAUCGCGCUCAUGCUGCUCAAAUAUAACAAGGAGCUUAACAUUAACAAUUUCAUCCUGCGCGCUAACUCUCAGUCUAGGGUUUGGAGCGUGAUGCCAUCAGAACUAGCACCCGUGUCCAACGGCACUAAAUACGAGAACUCGUACUCCGUCAGCAACUACGCUUUGUCGUCCUAUCGCGUCGUUGUCACCACUCUGCUGCACGCUGCUAAAUAUGGCACCCCCCGCGCGCAGGCUCAACACAAGCUGCAGAUGUCGCACCUGUUCAUCGACGAGGCGGCGCAGGCGUCGGAGCCCGCCACGCUGGUGCCCGUGACGGGGCUGCUGGCGCCGGCGGGCAUGCUGGUGCUGGCCGGCGACCCCAUGCAGCUCGGCCCCGUGUGUAUCAGCCGCGACGCCAAGGACCGCGGGCUGGGUAAAUCACUCAUGGAACGUCUGAAGACCGACUACGCGAACCUGUACGAGUCCGACCCCAACUACAUUACCAUGCUGGUGAAGAACUUCCGGAACGACCCCGACAUCCUGUCCCUACCCAAUAACAUGUUCUACGAUGAGAACCUGGUGCCGCUUGCUCCAGUGGACCCGCUGAGCCGGCGCAGCAUCCUCGGGCUGCCGGGCGGCGAGCGCGCGGUGGUGUUCCACGCCGUCAACUCCCGCGAGCAGAGGAUGGGCAAGGCCCCGAGCUUCUUCAACGAAAAGGAGUUAGACAUGCUGAAGAGAUACACGAAGGCUCUGAUAGAACAGCACAACGUCAAGCCGGUGGACAUCGGGGUCAUCGCUCCCUACAUCAGACAAGUGUACAAGAUGAAAACGUGGCUCAUGAGCUCAGGCUACGAUGAGAUCGAAGUUGGCACCGUCGAAGCGUUCCAAGGGAAGGAGAAACGAGUCAUACUCGUGUCCACCGUGCGCGCCAACUGCAGGCUCCUGGACUACGACGCUAAAUACGGGCUCGGCUUCCUAGUGGACGACAAGAGAUUCAACGUGACCCUAACACGAGCCAAAUCCAAGCUGGUGAUCAUCGGCAACCCGACCUGCCUGACCCGCGACAAGAAAUGGCGCCGCUACAUGACCCACUGCAAGGAGCUCAACUGCUACUUCGGCCACGAGUGCGAGCAGAUAGAGAGGACCUCUAGGAUCCUCAAUGAGAAAUGGCGCCACUACAUGACCCACUGCAAGGAGCUCAACUGCUACUUCGGCCACGAGUGCGAACAGAUAGACAGGACCUCUAGGAUCCUCAAUGAGAAAUGGCGCCGCUACAUGACCCACUGCAAGGAGCUCAACUGCUACUUCGGCCACGAGUGCGAGCAGAUAGAGAGGACCUCUAGGAUCCUCAAUGAGAAAUGGCGCCGCUACAUGACCCACUGCAAGCAGCUCAACUGCUACUUCGGCCACGAGUGCGAGCAGAUAGACAGGACCUCUAGGAUCCUCAAUGAGAAAUGGCGCCGCUACAUGACCCACUGCAAGGAGCUCAACUGCUACUUCGGCCACGAGUGCGAGCAGAUAGAGAGGACCUCUAGGAUCCUCAAUGAGAAAUGGCGCCGCUACAUGACCCACUGCAAGGAGCUCAACUGCUACUUCGGCCACGAGUGCGAACAGAUAGACAGGACCUCUAGGAUCCUCAAUGAGAAAUGGCGCCACUACAUGACCCACUGCAAGGAGCUCAACUGCUACUUCGGCCACGAGUGCGAGCAGAUAGAGAGGACCUCUAGGAUCCUCAAUGAGGUAACAACUAACUCAACUUUAACCCGAACAACCGGACCUGACCCGAGACUAGAAAUGGCGUCGCUACAUAACCCACUGCAAGGAGCUCAACUGCUACUUCGGCCACGAGUGCGAGCAGAUAGAGAGGACCUCUAG